AUGUUUCGAAAAGUGAAAAACCGUAGUAAUCUUCGUCAACGAGUACUGUCGGACGAUGAUGAUGAUGAUGAUGGUGAUGAUGGUGGUGGUGGUGGUAAUGGAAGUGGUGGCGUUAGUUCCGGAACGUCAGUAGUAUCAACAAUCAAAGGGAUAUCAGUCAGUAAGACGAUCAAACAACAGCAGCACGUGGAAAAGGUGAAUAAAGCAGAAGGGAACCAAGAACCACAGGCUGGUGUGCUAACAGAGGAGCACCACUUGCUCAGUUUUGAUGAUUUUGAAGGCGAUGACAUAACAGACUUCAAAAUCAAACGGAAAGAUCCUAGCAAGCGUUUAGAGAAGGUGACAAAAAGAGCAAAAUUGCGGCAAAAAGUUGAGGAUGAAAUUACGGAGCAGGAAACCAGAGUAGUUGUCAAACAAAUUAAGCAAGAAGUAAAAACGAAUGAACCCUCAGUCGGAAAUGUUAAUACUCACAGCAGUCAACAAUGGAAAACGAAGAAUGAAUCCGAACUAGAGGAAACGGGUUUGGUGCAGGAUUCGGUCAUAAGAAGUAAAUUUCCAUCUGCGUUUCGAGGAGAAAUUCCGGAUGCGAAGACUGUUUAUGAAGCGCGAAAGAAACGAGAGAAAAUGCGUUUGGUCGGUUCUAAUGGACAAAUUCCACUAGAUGACGUGCAACGGCUGAAGGAUAAAUCCGUUGCACGAUCACGGUUAAUACGUGAAGAUGAAAACGAUCUAAGUGAUGAAGACCCAGAAGGUGGAAGAUUUUAUUCGUUAAAAGGUUUGGCGGCUGAUGAUGAUGAACGACGCCGAAAUGAACAUAUGGAGUUUCUCGCUCAUGAAGGAGGAGGUAGUGAUAAUGAUCGUGAACAGUCGGAUGAGGAAGUAACACGAUGGGAAAGAGAACAGAUGAAGAAAGGAGUAUCAUCACAUAAGGUGGAAAUGUUGGAACGUGAACGUGCAAGAAUGGAAGCAGUGAUGAAAGCGAUAAGAAGUAGUAUGGAAUUCCCAUCCGAAAAUCGGGAGCAGUUGCCGAUGGAAAUGGAUAUAGAUUUUGCUGAAACUGAUAUGCUUUCAGUGUCGCAGGCCGGACUAGUAUCUGGUCAAACAACAACUGUAUCACUCAAGGAAAUUCUUUCAAAAUUGCAGCAGCGCAAGAAAGAUGGCAAGGAAUCAGUAAAUGCUCGUGAAGCGGAGUAUGAAAAGAUAAACAUGCAGAUUCAAGAAAAUAAGGAAAUGAUUGGCAAGCUUGAGAUGGAAGAACCGCGGAUCAGGGAACGUUUCCAGGUUUAUCAGGAUAUGCGGGCAUACACCAGGGAUUUGUUGGAAUGUUUGUCAGAUAAAAUAGGCGAAGUUAAAGAUUUGGAAAAUCGAAUGGCAGAGAUUCUAGAUGGGCGGGCUCGAAGACUUCGAACACGAAGAAGAAAUGAUGUACAUGAUAUGUAUGAUGAAUGCUCAGCAGCUGCCGCUGGUCGACCAUUGCACCAACGAGCUCCCGAAAUCAGCCAAAGGGCAGCAGAACGCGAAGCAAGAAGGUCGCGCCGCCGUCGCAUGCGUGAGAAUACUUUAGAAGGUGUUUCACAUGAAGAAGGCUUAAGUACAGAUGAUGAAGAAACAAAUAGUGAGAUUGUGGCUCGCCAACAAUCGAUCGAUGAAAUCCGUGCAGCAGCGAAUGUCGUAUUCGUUGAUGCACUUGAUGAUUUUUGUCGUAUCGAUCGAAUUCUAUCAAAAUUUGUUGAUUGGUUAGUACAUGACGAGGAAUCCUUCACGAACGCUUAUAUUCAGCUAUGUAUUCCAAAGCUUAUCUCAUUAUUUAUUCGCUUGGAACUUAUUGAUUGGGGACCACUUGAGAAUGACAGUCGUCCAGUGAAUUCGAUGCGCUGGUACGAAAAUUUGAUAACAUGUGCCGCAACAAGCUCUAAUAUUAUUGUUGAACACCCUGUCGUUUCCUCAUUUGUACCUCUCUGCAUUGAGAAAGUUCUUUUAUGGAAAAUUACAGAUCUGAUCCGUGAGCGCUGGGACCCUCUAUCGCAACACCAGUGUCGAAAUCUGGGUUUUUUGCUCAAUCAGCUGAUUGAUGAGUGUCCAACGCUAGUACCAAAUAGUCGGCCAGUGCAAAAACUUUUACAGACUAUAUGUCUGCGAGCUCAGGAUGCUAUCGAUGAAGAUUUAUUUGUUCCCAUUUAUUCGAAGCAAGCUGUUGAAAAUCUUGCCACCGGCUGUAAGGCAUUCUUGGAUCGACAAACUUGGACUUCUGUUAAGCUUAUUCGUUGUCUGAACUGUCUCUCUGGAGUUUUAUCUGAGGAAAAAAUGCGAGAAUUGAUUCUGGAUGGUAUCGUAAACCGAAUGAUGCCCGCUUUACAAUGCGCAGCAAUAUCUGAUCAGUCCAUGAUCCGGAAAUGUCGAGCUUUGAUGAAGUUGGUUCCAGCGUCAUGGAGGGAAGAUAGCACACGUAUUGCUCUACGAAAUUUCAACGAUUUGUUAGGGAAAGUUGCCGAAGAACAUAGAAAUAAUAGAAAUAUGAAUUGGUCUCGAACUUUGAUAAUUAUUGAACGGUUUGAACGCGUAACUAGACUGAAUCUUCAUGAGUUGCAGUUACUUCUUCUGGAUAUUGAUGAGAACGGCUCACUGUUGGGCUCCAAGAACAUGCGAGCUGCUUCACAAAAGAUUGAUCAAUUGUUGGGUAAUUUGCAACAGGGAGCUAUCAAUGCGCUGAAUGAAAUUGCUGCUGCUGAAACACCAGAAUGGACGAAUAUUUAUGAUGACUUGUAUGAGAAGUCUUUGUUGGCUGAAACAGCAAAAGGAGACGAAUUGCAAGAAGAGAAACAAAUAAGAAUAAACCUAUUGCUUUUACAAGCAAAAGAAGCUAAGACAAAUGCCAUAAAAGAUGCCGAAGAUUUGAAUGAAAUGAUGAUGCAACUUGCUCAGCUUGUUCAUAUACAGCACGAUGUCGUUGACAGUAUUGAAGAACACAUCGAAAAAGCUCAGACGCACAAACAAUCAAGUAUACCAGCAACUGUUGGUAGUAUUGCAAUGGGUGGCCCUGUAGGGUUCGUUGCGGGUUUCACAGUUGCCGGUAUUUUCGCCGCUUUUGGGGGCGCUGUUGCUGGUGAGUUUUACCCUUUCUUCGCCGAUUUCAUUUUGUAGAGUUUUUUCUUUUUUCUUUUCGCGUCUCUCAGUUGUGAUGGAUCUUAGCUGAUAGAUAAACAAGUGUUUUAGAUGGUUAGAUAGCAGAAAUCCGCUUCAUAAGGUAAAGGCAAUCAACCACUGAAUGAGUAAAGCGCACUAGGGCCCUAGAAAUUCCGAUCCUAUGGCCUUUUCGUGACACCGCCUCACUCAUUCUGCUCUGAACUAUUUUUAAGGUGUGUAUAGUGGGAAUUAUUUU
Messenger RNA from Loa loa (African eye worm), 3379 nucleotides. RefSeq lists its product as hypothetical. Lineage: Eukaryota; Metazoa; Nematoda; Chromadorea; Rhabditida; Onchocercidae. The transcript has 24 exons. Gene Ontology annotation, molecular function: DNA binding. Gene Ontology annotation, cellular component: nucleus. The coding region runs from base 1 to 3141 and encodes 1046 amino acids. The record is from RefSeq and is a predicted model, not a curated record. Gene Ontology annotation, biological process: mRNA splicing, via spliceosome.